Messenger RNA from Suillus fuscotomentosus, 868 nucleotides. RefSeq lists its product as uncharacterized. The transcript is spliced from 2 exons. NCBI's taxonomy places the organism in Eukaryota, Fungi, Basidiomycota, Agaricomycetes, Boletales, Suillaceae. The record is from RefSeq and is a predicted model, not a curated record. Bases 308 to 655 code for a protein of 115 amino acids.
CGUUUCCUCAGAGUCAUAGUACCUUAAAUAAUUAUCACAUCAUGUCAAGGGCACACGCGAGGGAAGGGUCAAGGUAAGAGACGUACCAUCUAAUCAGACCCGACGAGGAGCCAGUAUCAUGAAUCGCCUCGCAGAUUUCGUGAAAGAUGAUACUGCCGCACGCUAGUGGGAUUUCGGUGAGUGCGACCUUGACUUGACGUUUGAUUUGACUUGGGGAUAAAUUUGUGUAGAAUCACAUUGUCUGCCUGGCGUGGGCUUGGACGACGGAUAAAGCGUCUACAUCGCUAAGAAGUCUCGGUGAAGCUGGAUGAAGGCCAUAAGCAAUCUAACGUGUUUCUUCCUGCGUGUGGCGCGUGUUUCAAGCGCCCAUAUUGUCAGGAUGCAUGGAGAACAAUACAUGUUUUUUUUGGAAAAGAUUAAUAAUGGAGAUGGGUGUCAGCGAUCAUCUCAAGUUAGUAUUUCAUUGUGCAAUGAGGGGAUAAUGAGCACUUGCGGUUAUGGACCGCUGCAUCAUCCUGCAAGUCCUCUGCACGACUCCGACAUAUGUGCGGUUCACGGCCCGGGUGAUGGUCUUCCCUUUGUUUCUUGGUUCCCAUUAUCCCAUUAUUGCUACGGGAGACUGCCUUUGUCACAAGUCCUCCCUUUGUUUCUCUAGUGCCUCCAGAAAUGUAUAUAUAAGUACCGAGUGGGUCAGCCAUGACCCAAUUAUGAGCAUCAUCUAUGGUUCAUCACCGGUGUGACCUUGUGGCUGAAUUCAUUGGUAUGAUAUCCAUCCUUCUGACCGCUGAACAUGUUAUAUAGCACGAGUUAGACUGGAACGCAAGUUGCAAUUGGUCCUCCAGGGUACAGCGACAGAUGGACAGGCAGG